Molecule: messenger RNA, 4106 nt
Organism: Nelumbo nucifera (sacred lotus)
Lineage: Eukaryota; Viridiplantae; Streptophyta; Magnoliopsida; Proteales; Nelumbonaceae
Source: RefSeq, a predicted model, not a curated record
UUCACCUACACCAAUCAGAGUCCUCGAGAUGCGGUCAUGUAUCACACACAACUUAUUAGUAAACGUCACAAUAUAAUCUGUGUCACGAAGUAACUGACCUACUGACAAUAAAUUCCAAUUGAGUUUUGGGACAUAUAAUACGUGCAGCAAUUUAAAAUUAUUUCCAAGUUCAACGGUGCCUUCUUUCACGGCCUCAGUGUGCGCACCGUUGGGUAACCUAACAAGACAAUGAGCAACAUCAUAGGUGUCGACGAGCACAUUUAAAUUCCCUAUCAUGUGAUGUGACGCCCCAGAGUCAACAAUCCAUUCAGUGGAGUAAGUCUUACCAGAGAGUUUUUCAUUAGUCCUGGUUUUGUAAGCAUCAAGCAUGCUUACAAGAGUUUGUCAUUGCUCGUCAUUAAGGUCGUUCAGUCCGGUCACGUCUCCGUCAGUUACGGCUGCAUUAGCAGCCACCUCAUGCCCUGCCGAUGCUGAGCAGCAUGAGUUUUUGUUAAAUCUCGGUCGCGUCCGCCAGAGGGUCCACCCCCUUUUCCUCGACUAGCUCCAUGCCCGGUUGACGUCUCCCCACCAUUCAGACUUAUUUGAGCUCUCACAGUUCCUUUCAUUGUUGGCAGCCAUGGUAAUCGAUCAACAAGAUUCAUCCGAGCUGCUUGAUUAUUCCAAGAAACACGUAGAUGGACGAUCCUAAUAAGACUCACGAAGAAAUCAGAACAAGUGAGCCCGCCGAUUCCGAGUCAAACCCGAGCUCCUGCCUGGUUUCCUCCGAUCCCGCAACGCCGAGCGAAAACCAGGUGUCGUCGAAGCGGAAGGACCGAGAAGCUUCCUUACGAUGGCAGCGGGAGUUCGAGCGAACACAAUAGACUACCUGAACAAACUAUGAAAAAAUGGCAGCGGGAGUUCGAGCGACUUAAAACAAACGAAGAAAAACCACAGAAGAUGUCAGAGUCAAUCAGCGAAGCAGGCAGAGAACGAAAACCAAGAAGAUGGGAAGAAGCCAUCAGAGCCAAUCAGCGAAGUAGCAGAGAACGAAAACCAAGAAGAUGGGAAGAAGCCUACUCUAUGGAGAGUCUAAAAAAACGAAAUAAAUAACAGAGCACUCCCCUGCCUUACUCGCACUUUAGUGUUGGUAUCAGAAAUCGUCGUCUUUUCUUUAUCCAUCGACUCAAGGAUGCCGAGCAGAUUUCCUGGAGCCCUUACUCAGGACUGGGAACCAGUCGUCCUGCACAAAUCCAAGUCCAAUGCCCAGGCCCUCCGAGAUCCCAAAGCCGUGAACCAGGCCUUGCGUUCCAGGGCAGCGGUUUAGACGGUGAAGAAGUUCGACGCGAGCUCGAAUAAGAAACCGGCGACGGUGGUGAACGCGAGGAAACUCGACGAGGGAACAGAGCCUGCGGCGCUGGACAAGGUGUCGACGGAGGUGAGACAGUCGAUACAAAAAGCGAGGGGGAAGAUAAAUGCUUCGGAUGGAGCUCCUCCAGGAACUGGGACUCAGAGUCGUCGAUAAUAGGUUGUGGUCGGAACAAGAUCUGCAGCCGAUAACCAUCGGUCGCGCAGCGAACAGUAAUGCUGGCUCUGAUACCAUGAAAUAUACAAAUCCGGGAUGAGGAUGAGGAUGAGGCUUCAAAUCCGGGGUGAAAGCAAUGAAAGCCUUAUCUUCGUCCAAUAAAGUCCGUGCUCAAUGACUCAAUUAAGGACCAAAGCCGCAGAGCAGGGGCUGUUACAAUGAAUGACGUCUGCUUCCUUCAUUCUCAAUGACUCAUUCACGUUGUUGAGCGUUGACACUUCCCACAACCCUUAUCCCGUUCUUUCAAGGAAACCUCCUGGAAACUUCAACAAGCAUUAUUAGGUUGGGAGCUUGAUAUGCAAUUAGACUUUCUUAUCCAGAAAGAUACAGAUUGGCUAGGAGCUAAUGGGUUACUUGUCAAAUUUGCUAUCAUUCACUUGAUCAGCUUGCCUUAUCCUCUACUUCUCCUUAUAUAUGCUAAGUACUCCCUUGAGACAAUUCCGAAAAGGUUAGAAGGAGAUCACUGGAUUGAAGACAUAAUGUAUGUGACAAGGCCUCUUUCACUAUACAGACAGACUCCCAGUUCCCUCUCUCUGCCUCCACCUGAAGGACCCAAUUCGGGUUACAUUGUUAUUCAAGAUGAGGAGUCUGUGGAUACAUGUUGUUUCGGAUUGUGUAAGGACUACAAAUUUCGAGAUCUGCCAUUCCCUCAGAACAAGAUGCUUACAGUCCGAUAUGGAACAGGGGCUGGGGAGAACAGGUGGGAGAGCCAUGAUGAUGCCUACUUCAUCCCAGUUCUUAACCAGCCGCUGUCUUCAAAUCUAUACUAUGUCAUAAAAGCACACCGGAGGCACAAAGGGGAAGCAUACAGAAGUUCAACACAAGAGGACAUGGCAACUUGUUGUUUCUGUAGGUGCGUUAGUGAUGUAAAACCAAAAGCUUUGGAUCAUCAAGACAUAUACCAACAAUUCGAGAUUAAACCUUGGCAGGGUUUCUGUGGCCCCAGUAGAGGUGGUUUUACUGCCAAACCUGUAGCUCCAGAUGGGAUUCCUCCACAAUUCCUGAGGAGAAAAGGGUGGGAGAUUUAUGCCUCAACUCCAAAGCAUUACCAGUUAGGUGAAGCUCAAGGCCUUGAUGCAUCUCUUCGAGCGCAUCUUCCAGAUUUGGACUUCACACCAGAGACUAAGAUUUCUAGGACUGUGGUUGUGGGGAAGUGGUAUAGUCCUUUCAUGUUCAUAAAAGAAGGAGAUAAUCUGAAAGAUCAAAUGAAGAGAUCAAUGUUUUACGAGGUAACACUUGAACAACAGUGGGAACAGAUUUAUGCUUGUGAGAAUACUCUUAGUGAAAGCAAUACAGUGGCUAUCGAUGUAUACGUUCAGAAGGAAGUGGUUUUGAUCUCUGGCACGGUGGUGGCACAGAAUGACACCAACGUUGUUGAUGGAGUGAUAUGGUUCAGAGCUCCUGAAAGUCCAGAAGGAGAAUUGAGUGUGGGUUUGAGUUUAGUAGUUGCGGAGAGAAUGAGAUGGGAGCAAGAAAGAGUGGGUUGGAAUGGUGGAAAAGACAGGCAGGUGAGGGUUGAGAGGGUAGAGGAGUUUGGUGGGGAGAAGAGUAGAUGGAGGAAGUUUGGCUGUUAUGUGUUGGUAGAAAGAUUUGUUUUCAAAAGAAUGGAUGGAAGCAUUCUUCUAAGUUAUGAGUUUAGGCAUACCCAUCAGAUUCAGAGCAAAUGGGAUUGAACACAGCAACCCUGUUCUUAUUUGUUCUAUUGAAUGAAGUAGCAUAUGAGUUGACUUUGUAUCUAAACACUAGGAAUGAGACAUUUGUACCUGUAUGGCUGUGUGGUAUGUAUAUUUAUAUGCAUUUCUUUUUGUGUCCUAUGAACAGAUGAUUUGUAGGGUAUUGGAGGUCAAUGAAGGAAAUUGGAUAAACUACUGGCGUAGGAAUCUCUCUAGUUGCUGCUACUGGGAAAUCCAAGCCGACUUCAACUAAAGCCGAUUCAGGCUUUCCUGAUAAGAAUUCAAAGUGGAUGCUUUAUCUCGAAAGAUGGGCCAAUAACCAACCCAAAAUAGAUGUAAGGGUAAGAGGCACACCUAAGCUGCUUUAGCUAAGCAACCCAAGACAAAAUGAGCCCAUAGAAUACUCAAAGUUGUAAAGCUCCAGUUUCUUCAAAAAUACAUGACACCGACAGAGCUGUUAUUGAUCAUGGAGAUGGAGGGAUGUGUUUUAGAUUCUCUUAAUAGGGUAGAAGGAGAAGCAAGCGUCAGGUUGAGUUUGGCAAUGGUGGAGACUGGAGAGAACCAAAUGGGACCAAGAAAGAGCAGGGUAUAGACCAGCAGAGAGGGAACUACCAGUAAGGGUUAAGAGGGUAGAGGAGUUUGGAGGAGAGAAGAGUGGAUGCAGCAAGUAUGGAUGUUAACUUGUUAUGUGUUGGUGAAGAGAUUUUUACUGAAAAAAAAAAGUAUAUAUUGGAUGAUUAGCACACACAUAGAAUUAAAAGGAAGCGAGAACGAGCAUCACCUUCCUGAUUUUCAUCUUUCAUUCUUUUGUUUAUUGCUUGUUCAGUUGUGCUGUUGAUAAAAUAGAAUAUGAGAUUGGAUGUUUUUUGUUG